UCUGGAUCGGUUCCAGUCUUCAUUCACAAAUUUACGUGGUCGCAAAUUUAAGGGAACCAGCCGUGGUCUUUAUUUGUUUUUUUCAUAAUAUCAUAUUAUUAUGUCUGAGACAGAUGUUGUUAUUGUAUCUGGUGUCCGCACUGCAAUAGGAAAUCUGAAUGGUGGCCUGUCCAGCCAGCCUGCCCAUGCGCUUGGUGCAGCCUGUAUCCGUGAGCUGCUGGCAAGGUCUGGUGUCCAUGGAGACGCAGUGUCAGAGGUCAUCCUGGGUCAGGUACUUACUGCAGGUGAAGGGCAGAACCCCGCACGUCAGGCAAGUGUUGGGGCAGGGAUUCCCUACAGUGUCCCUUCCAUAGGCGUCAACAUGCUGUGUGGGUCUGGACUAAAGGCGGUUGCCAUGGGUUACCAAGCAAUAAAGGCGGGAGACUCUUCAGUGGUCAUUGCUGGAGGUCAGGAAAGCAUGAGCAGGGCCCGUCACUGUGUGCACAUGAGGGAGGGGACCAAGUUUGGUGAUGUGUCCAUGGUGGAUACAAUGAUGAAAGACGGACUGACGGACGCCUUCAACAACUACCACAUGGGCAUCACUGCGGAGAACGUAGCGCGACAAUGGGGCGUAUCUCGGGAGGACCAGGAUCAGUUUGCCCUGCAGUCCCAGAAGCGUUGCGCUGCAGCCCAGCAGGCUGGACGCUUCAAGAAGGAAAUAGUACCUGUCCAGGUUAAAACAAGGGCAGGUGUGAAGGAGGUUGUUGAUGAUGAGUUCCCGCGUCCCACAUCCACCCUGGAGGGCUUUCAGAAACUGAGGCCUGCCUUUAUCACCGAUGGAUCUGGCACCGUCACUGCUGGCAACGCCUCGGGUAUAAAUGAUGGUGCAGCAGCUGUGUUGAUGAUGUCGCAAGCGCAGGCCACAUCACUGGGGCUGGUUCCCAUGGCAACAAUCAUAUCCUGGGCCCAGUCAGGGGUUGAUCCUGCGGUCAUGGGAACAGGUCCCAUAGUAGCUGUGCAGAAAGCUCUGGAGAAAGCAGGCUGGAGUAAGGACAGUGUUGAUGUGUUUGAGUUGAAUGAGGCAUUUGCUGCACAGUCUUUAGCGGUCAUUAGAGACCUUGGGCUGCCGGUAGACAAGGUGAAUGUGAAUGGUGGAGCCUUGGCACUGGGUCAUCCUAUUGGAGCAAGCGGUGCACGUGUACUUGUCACCCUACUGCACGUGAUGGAGGCAGGAGGGCUGCACAGAGGUGUGGCUGCCCUCUGUAUCGGCGGGGGCAUGGGUAUUGCCAUGUGUGUGCAGAGAUGAGGGGAGGUGAGAGAAGCCUAGAGAAUGGGUAGAAGUGACUGUGAUCUACUUACCUUUCAUCUUUCACAUUUUACAUUAUAAAUAUAAACAUAUUAUGCAUUGCUUACAUUCACCUCUGUUACAUGGUGUCAUGUAAGUGAAAUACAUACAUGUAUGUCUACAUGCAAUAUUAAAAUGGUUGUUUUAUUAACUUA
Mya arenaria is the source of this 1479-nucleotide messenger RNA. Its product is annotated as acetyl-CoA acetyltransferase, cytosolic-like. The record is from RefSeq and is a predicted model, not a curated record. The transcript is spliced from 9 exons. Gene Ontology annotation, biological process: fatty acid beta-oxidation. Lineage: Eukaryota; Metazoa; Mollusca; Bivalvia; Myida; Myidae. Gene Ontology annotation, molecular function: acetyl-CoA C-acetyltransferase activity. Bases 101 to 1285 code for a protein of 394 amino acids.